UUGAGAAGCUCCGUUAGAUUUUCAGAAGAAGGGGGAUCCGACCAAAAGAAAAGAAAAAAACGCAGUGGAGCUAACGGUGUCUAAAAGUGAAUCCCUUCUUCUCGUGUUGUCCCCUCACAUGAGAGCCGCGAACAGGGACGCGUGUGUUAGCCUUUGUCCUGAGUAUUUUUGUUCCUUCCUAGACUGAGAGGACUUACACCAUCAGAGGCGAUGAGAUGUGAGUGAGCUAUGCCUUGUGGAAAUGGACAGACUUUAACCAAGCGAAAACAUGGCGUCUGCGUCCCGAGGUUUAGCUUCUUUUCCAGUCUGCUUGUGGCGCUCUGCUGCUUGGGGGCAUGGGGCUCCGGGCCUCCAGGGGACGGCGGCAGGAGCUGCAGCCCCUGUCCCGUCAACUGCAGCUGCACGUCGGCGGGGCCCCAGCCGUCCUGCGUCGUCAACUGCUCCAACCUCGGGCUGGAGAGGGCCCCAGCAGCGGCUGACAUCCCGCUGGCCACCACCGUGCUAGACCUUUCCAGGAACCACAUCUCCUCCCUUGAUACCAGCCUGCUAGAUCGUCUCACUGGCCUCCGAGAGCUGUAUCUCCAAGGGAACAGGAUCAAUGUUCUCCCGAGGGGAGUAUUCUGCUGCGGACCGCUGUCAAUCCUCGAUUUGAGCAACAAUGUCAUCACCACCAUAGAAGAAAGAAUAUGUGACAAUCUUUGCAAUUUAACUCAAAUUGACCUGAGCAGUAACCCCUUUGAUUGUGACUGUAAGCUGUUUCGGCUGGUCAGCUGGCUCCAGGAGAAAGGGGUGCGGGUUCGACGCCCGGACGCAAUGCUCUGCAACCAUCCUCCUGAGCUGCGGCACCAACCCCUGUUAAACGUCAGCCUGCUCACCUGUGGUCUGAACUAUGCAGCUUGUCUUGAGGACAGCAGCAGUGGAGGAGGGGGACGGAGCGAGCUUGUUAUCUUCUCUUCAUCCACACCCGGAAACUUCACACGUGAACAGUGUAACAGUGUGUGUUUUGCUGCAUCCCACCGCUACGGGGGCUUGGGGGCGAGGCAUGAGUGCCUCUGCAGCACAAACUCGGAGCCGAACUUCAUCAGCGAGUCUCAGUGUUCUGCUGCCUGUACAAACCCCCACGUAAUGAAGGAAUGCGGGUGGACUCUGGCUCAUGAUGUGUUUGCGGUGGACUUCACCGUCUCACUGAAGUCUCUCCCACUGCAAAGUGUGCACGACCGCAUCAGUUUCUUCGCUGCGUCCUCCGUCACUCCAGUGACGCUGUCCUGGGACUUUGGUGACCAUUCUUCUCGUAUGGAAACAUCAGGGACAGGGGGCACAGCAGCAACUCACAAAUACGGACUUCCAGGACAAUAUGUGAUCAGUUUGACGGCCUCGGCUGGACACAAGGAGGUCUCUGCACGUGGAGAAGUAACCGUGACACUUCCUCCCAAGCUAGAGCUGCACUGUCCUCCUCUGGCUGUGGCCAAUAAGAGCCUAGAGUUCACACUUGUCAGUUGGGGGGCUGUCGGCGUGGAUGUGGACUGGAAGAUUUCCAAAGAUGGUGUCCAAGUUGCCAAAGCCUCCCCUCACUGCCCAAAGGAUGGGAGUUACCACGCUGAACCCUCUCGCUGUUUCCAGAUCGUUCCAGGGGAGUUGAGCUGGACAGAUGCUCGACAGCAGUGUUCAGAACGUGGCGGGGAUCUGGCCUCAGUCCGAUCCAAUGCGCUGCGUACCCUGCUGUCGCCCAAAGUCCCACAGGAGCGAGGUGCAGGUCUGGAUGUCGACUCUCCAGCGAAGUUGCGCUGGGUUAACAGCUCCGAGGCCCAGGAGGGGUCCCACGAUCAACGUGCUCAGACUAGUUCACACCAAUUCAAUGCCAAGGGGGCUUAUGUUUGCCAGUAUAGCCCACAAGUGCGUGUUCCAGAUGCAGGGAUUUACGCUUUGGGUCUGGCUGUGUUUCCCUCCCACGAUCCCUUGCACCAUGCCCUGCCCUCUCCGCUCUCGGCACCACAACCUCCCACAGGUGGCAUAGAGGUGCUGUUGUUCCCGACUCUGAGCUUUGUUCAAGCAGGACGUCUGUCCUCCCUGGAGUUUCUCACUCAGCAGCUGGGCUCACAAAUCCAAGUCCGAUUCCAGAUCUACAGACCUCACUGUCAUUACCCCGGCCUGCACCUGCUGCUACCCGGCUGUGGAGGUCCGGCGUGUUCCCCAGUGGCCAUCUGCGUUCCCAAUGAUACGAGGGUUGACGAUUCUCCCCCCUGCCCCCGAUUAGAGCAGUGGUGCCCCUUCCAGCGGCGCUGCCUGCCCCUAGCCAGUCCCUGCCCGUCUUCCUUGUGUCUGAACUGUACCGCGGCUCACCACCUGCCCCCUGGGGCGCUGAGGCCCAGAUACACCCUGCAGAAUGAGGUGGUCUUCAACCUACCGGCAGGACCAGCUGCACACGUUCAGGUUCAAGAGCAGCUGGAGGACCUCUUGGUUUCCCGUGGUGACGUCAUCGCCCUGCAGCACGACGCUGGCCCCGCAUCCCUUCUCCGCUGCCAAUCAUCCCCCCUCUCACUGUGGCAGCAUCCUGUCUUAGCCCUCAACCAAUCAGAGUGGUUCUGGAUCAACAACACCGGACGGUCAACAGGCACCUCAGCCGACGGAGACCCUCUGCCGGACCCAGAGCUGGAUCUGAGGGCGCUGGUGGAGGACGGAGAGGGAGGCUGGUUGGAGGAGGUUGUUUGCCCCGUAAGAGUGCUCUCUGUGGGGCACAGUGAGACACAGCUGUCUGCAAGUCUCCCUCAGCCCGGACUUUACAACCUGCUGGUGACUUCCGUUGAGCCGUCAUACUCGGCAUCAUGCCCGUUGCGUGUGGUGCCUCCUCUGGGCUUGACGAUCCUCCACCCCCCUCCCCAGAAUGGCACACUCUACCUGAAGCCCAACGACACCCGGCUGCUGCUCCGUGUCCGGUCCAGCUACCUAACAAAGGCCUUUCGGCGCAACAGUAAUCGCAGCGUGACUUUCCAGCCCGAUUGUCCCAAAGAGUUUUCCUCUAACGCUGCGCUCUGUCGUCCCGAGCCUGGCUCAGAGUCUGGGGGGGAGGUCGCAGAGCCCAGCCUGUACGCAGUGCUUGAUCUGAGCCUGGGGAUAUAUGAGCAGCACAGUACAGUGCAGGUGGAGCUAGAAGCCCAAAAUAAUGUAACGGAGGCCAGCCUGUCUGUAGUCAUCCACCUGGAGGAGCCCCUGAGAGGACUGAUGGUGCAGCCGGACCCUGAACACAGAGUGCUGAUGGAGUCAGUCGUGAGCUACACAGCAUCAGUGCUUGAAGGCUCCAAUCCCACAUUCAAAUGGACAGUGGAUGACAAGCCGUACUUCACCUACUACAACACUGUGCUCAAUGUCAUCUACCAGCACGCCGCCAUCUACAAGCUCACAGUGACGGCCUUGAACCAUGUCAGCUCCCUCACAGAGCAUUUUAACGUGACCGUGGACCGGCUGCAGCCCAUGGCCAACCUCACAGUGAAGGGAGUGCCCGACGUGGUCCCUCAGGGCUCCACCCAGACUCUCACUACCUCUGUGCUCGUCGACAUGUCUGUGGCCGCCACCUUCCGAUGGUCUUUUGGUGAUGGAGGAUAUGAGGAAUUUGAAUAUAAGCCUCCCUACGCCACCUCCCUUCGCUGUCCAGACUCUCAGGUCCUUCUAAGCAACAACGUUACCUAUAUUUACUCUCAACCAGGGAUAUACACAGCGCUGGUAUCAGUGUCCAACCGAUAUGAGAACAUCAGUCAGAGCAUCAACAUGAGCGUCUACAGCAUCCUCACUCGUGUCGAUAUACAAACGGAGCCACAACUCCUCCUCACUGACAAAUCAGCCGAUUUCGAGGCUCACCCUCUGCCCUCGCCCUAUGGCAUUCACUACGACUGGCGUUUUGGAGACUCUUCGGCCCCGAUGCAAGGUCGCCGCGUGGCACACACCUACGCUAAGAGCGGCGUCUUUAAUGUCUGCGUAUCGGUAAACAACACCAUCAGUUCUAUGGAGGCUUGUGCCAAGGUGUUUGUGUACGAGGAGAUUGAUGAUUUGACGGCUAAGAGCUCCUCUCCUACAGAGCUUCACAGUCCCACCGCAGUACAGGCACGUCUCGGGUCUGGUAAUAACAUCACAUGGACGUUCUCCAUGGGAGACGGGGAAAUCUACACGACAUCGACACCUCACGUGUCACACAAAUACAUCAAAGAGGGCAACUACACAGUAAAUGUGACGGCUGCCAACGCUGUGAGCUCUGGCUGGACGCUAGAAGCAGUGCAGGUGUUUGUCUUCCAGGUUGUGAGGAUGGAGCCGUCAGGGUGUGUCCAAGAGCGGACCCUGGUUAACUUUCAGGCCUGGGUGUCUGGUAACGCAUCAACUCAUCUUUAUGAAUGGAGCUUUGGGGACGGGAGCCCAAACGAGACUCACCAGGGCAACCCCGCGGUCUCCCACACCUACUGGACGAGUGGGAAGUACCGCCUCUUUCUGCAUCUUUCCAGCGGGGUAAACAAGGCCACCAAGGCCAACUUCUUCAACUGGGUGUGUGUGCAGCCAGCUCUUACCAACAUCAGCCUCAGUCUUGAGAAAUCCCACUACGCUGUUGGGGAGAAAAUCUCGUUUCAGGCCAGAGCCGAGCCAGAAUCUAACUACAGCUACCAGUGGGAUUUUGGUAAAGGGGAAGAGCUCAUGCCCAUCAUGAAUUCUGGGAAUACUGUGCAUAUGUAUAAACACCCAGGGCAUUACAAUGUGUCAGUGGUUGUCUUCAAUAACAUCUCCGCCAGUAACACCAGUGUUGUGAUUGAGGUUCUGAUGCCCGUGGGUCCGGUUGUUAUUCAACAUAAUGGAACAAAGACCAAUAACUUAACACUUAAAGCACCUUACGCUUUCACAACCUCUUCCAUGGCUUCCAAUGUCACUUACGUCUGGAACUUUGGGGACGGAAAUGUGCUAACAGGCCAGAAUAUCCUCUACACGUUCAACAUCUCAGCAAACUACAAUAUCUCACUGACAGCGGCCAACACAGUUAGCAGGAAUCGCACUAUCUUACCUGUCUCUGUGCUCACGCCAAUCCGCGGGUUGACCGUCAAUGCCAGUUUGGUAAAUGUCCCUCUCAAUGCCUCCGUCCACUUCGAGGCCCAAAAGGAGGAAGGAGAUGAUGUCCGCUUCUCUUGGAUCUUGUGUGACCGCUGCACUCCAAUCCCAGGCACACACACCAUGUUCUACACCUUCCGCUCCGUGGCCACAUUCAACAUCAUCGUGACAGCGGAGAACGACGUAGGAACGGCACAAGCGAGCAUCUUCCUGUACGUCCAACGCGAGCUGGAAGGCCUGCAGAUAUUAACAGAGGAGGAGACAGGAGAAGCAGGAUUGGAGGGGGGCUACUUCGCCACCAAUCGCAUUCUCCACCUUCACGCAGGAUUAAAGGAAGGAACCAACAUGACGUUCACUUGGAAUAUUAUUAAAGACCUAGAACCCCUCGUCUCUAGCUUCAAUAUUAGCGGUAAGGCGGUGGAGGUGAAUUUCUCUACACCCGGCCCGUGUCACAUCUAUCUCAGAGCAGCCAACCUGCUGGGCCAGCUGUCCGUCAACAGAACCAUCCAAUUCCAGGAGCCAGUGGGAGGGGUGGAGCUGCAGAUCAGCAAAAACCCAGUUGCAGUCAAUACUCAAAGUAACCUGACAGUUCUGAGUGCUGGAGGCACGGACCUGCAGUACCGCUGGUUUGUGAAUGGGGAGCCUUUGAAGUGGAAAUCGCACUGGAAGACCCACUUUUUCAACACUCCUGGCCUGAAGCUGGUUACCGUGGAGGUCUACAAUGAAGUUAGCUUUGAGGUUGAGUCAAAGAAUGUCAGUGUCCAGGAAGUCAUCUCUGGGCUGGGAUUCACAGUAACCAAUGUGACACAGCAGAGUUUCGUAGCGACUGGCGCCAGUGUGGCGCUCAAGGGCAAGGUACUGACGGGGACCAAUGUGACGUGGACAUGGCUGUUGAAAGGAAAAACAGAAACAGGAAGGAACACUUCUGUGAUUUUCCAGGAGGCAAAAACAGCCACCGUUACUCUGAAUGCAACCAACGACGUGAGCAUGGAAGUGAUUUCCAGAGAUUUCUUUGUUCAGGAUAAGAUUCAGGGGUUGGAGCUGAGGGCAAGUAAAACCAUCGCAGCUCUCAAUGAGAAGGUGGAGUUCACAUUCUCUAUGGCAGCAGGUUCAGACGUUCAGCUCAUCCUCAGCAUCAGCGGAGAUACAACUCGUCACCCUCAACUCAGCCAAACCUACGUCCACACAUUCACCAGGGUGGAUACGUACAUGGUGAAUCUCACUGGGCACAACCAGGUGAGUUCUAAGAGGAUGCACCUCCAGGUCGAGGUGAUGCAGCCGGUGAGCGGACUUUCUAUCCAGGGGAUCGCUACAGCAAUCCCAGUAGGCGAUACGAAAAUGUUUACCGCCAACAUCCUAACAGGCAAUCCUGUAUCUUUCCUGUGGACUUUUGAUCUGCACCGCCUCCACAAGGUGUCGUGUAUUGGAAAAGAGGUGUCCUACACGCCAGAAGAACCAGGUUUAUUGACCAUCUACCUGAUUGCCUUAAACGCACUGCAUAAACAGAACAUCACCAAGGAAAUCCUGGUGCAGAACCUGCUGAAAAAGGCCGUCCUACACGCAGCGCCCAUCGACACUUUCAUCAACAAGAUGGUGAAGCUGAACGCCAUUGUCACACCCAGAUCUAAUGAUGUGGAAUGCUUAUGGGACUUUGGCGACGGCUCGUCUCAAGUUCACACAAACAAAACUACUGCAGGUUACAAGUACAGACAUCCCGGGCACUACCUGGUGCAAGUCAAAUGCAGUAACCUGGUGAGCUGGGUGCCGGCUACGGUGGAGGUAAACAUCAGCGUGUUAGAAUGCGAGGAGCCAGAGGUGCAGGUGGUUCAAGCUCCCCGCCUGGCAAUCUGGCGCUACCAGUCCACUUUGGUGGAAGCCAGUGUGAACCUGAAAGGCUGUGUACGCUAUGGAGCGCAGUACCUCUGGCAGAUACUCUCCACCCCCUCCUGUGAUAAUGAUAACGACCAGAUUCCUUUUCAGUCUUCGCUUGUGCCAGUAAUUCGCCUGCCGAUGGAGGUGGAUGUGAGGAGGCUGCAGCUGUCGUUGCCUAAGAUGACACUGGCAGCAGGGAACUACACCUUGGUGUUUUCUAUGUCCUACGAGGGCGUGCCGCUAAGGAAGGCCGCCUGUCUGCAGAUCAGUGUCAUGGCUGCCCGGCUGAUGCCCAUCAUAGAGGGGGGCACCUAUAGGGUGUGGUCCAGGACGCAGGACCUGAGGCUCAGUGCGGAGCAGUCCUACGAUCCCAACAUGGACCCAAAGAACCAGUCAAGACUCAACUACAACUGGGAGUGUCAAAGCACUUCGAAGGGCACGCAGCACUGCUCCAGUCUGACCUUCGGCCUGGGCACCAACGGCCCGGUGCUGGGAAUUUCCGGCUCGGAGCUGGAGGCGGGCGUCGAAUACACCUUCAGACUGACCAUCUGCAAAGACUGCAUGGCACCAGAGUCCACCACACAGACUGUGCUUGUCCAGAGUGGCCAUAUCCCCAUGGUGUCCUUGGAGUGCGUUUCUUGUAAGGCCCAGUCCAUCUACGAGGUCAGCCCAAACUCGUACGUCUACCUCAGAGGAACCUGCACCAACUGCCAAGGCGUUUACCAUGGGCGCUGGAGUGCCAUGACGCUGCAGAACGAGACUCUUGUCCUGGACUCCUCCUCCACCACCACAGGAAGUGACGGCAUGAAUCUGGUGCUGCGGCAGGGCGUCCUGCAACUUUGCUCCUACAACUUCACCCUGCACGUGACCGACAGCAGUUUAGACGGAGAGGGCGCCGCGUCCAUCACUCUGCACCACAACAAUCCCCCGGGUGGUGGGGAGUGUCGCCUGAGCGGGGGAGGGGAAGAUGGUGUGGCGUACGGGGACGAAGACAGCGCAGGCUGGACGAUACGCACGCUGUUGGACCGAGUUCACUUCAGCUGCUCAGGUUACAGUGAUCUCGGGGUCUCAGAGACUCCACUGCUCUACAGUUUACUGGUGACGCGCUGCAGAGAGGAUUACUGCGAGGACUUCUGCGUGUACAAAGGCAGCAGCCCUGAGCACUCGGCCUUCCUGCCCCCAGGAUUCGGCUCAGCCCGCCACCAUGUGAAUGUAUCCAUCACAGUGGAGGACCACCAGGGAGCUGCCAUCAUUGCACUCAACAAGUCCAUCGAAGUCGUGUUGCCAGACCCGCCCUCUGACUACAAAAGCCUUCCCCAUUGGCUAUAUGAGCUGUCAGACAUCAGACUCAAAAAGCUGUUGGAGCAGGGAGACUCCCAGAGAGUCCGAGAGUUAUCAUUGGCUCUUAUCACAGUUCUGAAUGAGUAUGAGCAGUCCAGGGAGGGGGUGCGGGUUUCCCCCGCCGAGCGCGGUUACCGAGUCAGAGUCCGCAGCAACAUCACCAGAGCGCUGACGUCUCUCGACCUGACCACCGUAAACGACAUCCAGCAGACUUCCGCUGCUCUGGCCCAGUGCACGGCGGUGAGUCGGGAGUUCAUUUGCGAGGAGUGUCAGAACAGCACUCUGAACAAGUUGGAGUCCAUGCUUGAGAUCCUGCAAACUGACACCAAGCAGGGCACCGUCACUCCCACUGAGAUAGCCGACAACAUUCUGAACAUCAUGGGUGAUCUGAUCCAUCAGGUCGGCCAGUCAACAUCACAGUCUUACCUCCAGCCUGCCUACCUGGAUUCCCCCUCAACCCCCUCCAGCUCCCCCUUCCACUCCUCCUCUGAGGAGCAGAAUGGCCCUCCGUUGGAAACCUCCCCCUCCUCAGUGGAGCAGCACCCUCUGCGAGUGGCGGCCAAGGCUUACAGCCUGUCCUCGGUCCUCAUGCGGAUUCUCAUGCACGCCCGCGUGCUCAACGAGGAGCCGCUCGUGCUGAGGGGAGCAGAGAUCAUUGCCACCGGAAAACUGGCGGACCCCCAGAGUCUGCUCUGCUACCAUGGCAACAACUUUCCAGAGUGCCAGCGCUUCUCCAUCCCCAGAGCGUUCAACUACAGUCUGCGCCGAGCUGCUGCAGGAAACGGCAUAAUGCAGCUUCUGUUUCAGGUGGAUUCCAACCCCUUCCCCUUCAACUACGUGGCGAACUACACCGUCUCCACCGAGGUGGCAUCCAUGGAGUUCCGCACUGAAAAUGGAACCCAGAUUCCCAUCUCAGGACUGGACGAUAGCCUGGCCAUCACCGUCGCUGUUAACAACGGGAGCAGCGGAGCAGAAUCGGGUCCCGAGGGCUCUGGUGGCGGAGGGGUCCUACCCACAGCUGCGGCUGUUAACAUCAGCCACUGCGACUCCGUCAUCGUCAGGGUCAGCACGGGAAACACCAACCGACAGGCGGGGCUGUUUGUUCAGCUCAACUUCACCUCUCAGGAGGAUGCAAGAGAGAGGUAUAGAAGAGAAGAGAACGCGAAGGAGCCGUACAUCACAGCCUACCUUCAUUCACACGAGAGACCCAACCAGUUGAACUGCACGGACAGCAAACGCAUCACACUCAGCAUGACCAGGGGGCCCGAUCUGGACCACAGGAAGUACACCUUCUUCCUGUCGCCUGAGUCGUACGACACCACUCUCGAUUAUUUUAUCAACGUGAGCAUGGCCUGCAGCAACGGCCUGCAGCCUGAGGGUGUUCGCCUGGAGGUCGGGGUGUUUGCCUCCCUUUGUCAGUACUUCAGUGAGAGCGAGAAGCAGUGGCGGACAGAUGGCAUGGUGCCUCUGGCAGAGACCACUGCCAGCAGAGCAGUUUGUCGCACCAGGCACCUCACAGCCUUCGCCGCAGGCCUGUUUGUCCCGGCCAACGCCAUCAGCUUUCAAGUGCCAGAGCGUUCUGGUGCAGCAAGCCUGGUGGUGCUGAUGGUGUGUGUGCUGGGCAUACUGAGCUAUGUUGUGGCAGCAGCCAUCUUGCACAAGUUGGACCAGCUGGACCUACGGCGGGCUGCUGUGGUUCCUCUCUGCGGCCAAGACGGACUCUUCAAGUACGAGAUCCAGGUCAAGACUGGCUGGAGCCGAGGGGCCGGCACCACGGCUCAUGUUGGAGUCAGUGUGUAUGGACGUGAGAGUCGCAUCGAGCACCGCCAUUUAGACAGCAGAGGAGCAUUCACGCGCAACGCCCUCGACAUCUUUCACAUCGCCACGGAUACUAACCUUGGCAGCGUUUGGAAAAUACGACUUUGGCAUGACAACAAGGGUCUGUCCCCAGCCUGGCUGCUACAGUACGUAUUGGUCAAAGACUUGCAGACAGGAAGCAGCUACUACUUCCUGGUUGAGGAGUGGCUGUCCGUCGACAAUGAGAAGACUGACGGACGGGUAGAGAUUGAAGUAGAGGCAUCAGAGGAGGCGGUGCUCCAUCAGCUUCCCCGCCGUCUGCGCUGUGAGCUGCAGAGGGCGCUGUGUGAGAGUCACCUGUGGCUAUCACUCUGGGAGAGACCCCCCCGCAGCCCCUUCACCCGCCUGCAGAGAGCCACAUGCUGCGCCGUGUUACUACAGCUCUUUAUUUUAGCCAACACACUGUGGUACAGCAUUGUGGUGGACAAGAGAUACAGCCCCCGGGCCGUGUCAAGGUUUGCUUCACUGGAUGGAGAGACGGUGGCAGCAGGCGUGGUGACCUGUCUGAUCGUCUACCCUCUCUACCUGCUCGUCUUCACACUCUUCAGAAUGAGCCGCAGCAAGUGCGUGUCUGUGGAGCAGGUGCCUUCACAAGUGGAUCAGGAAUCAAUGGAGAUUGAUGACUUCGGCUCCAUGGCUGGAAGCUCUUUCCUGUUUUUUAAUGGCGAGACAAACUCAGAAGAGACAAAUCUGGAUUUGCCCACUCCCUCAACCAAAAGCGGGGAGAGUUGGGGCAUGGCCGAGGAGGAGAUGGAGGACCGGGAUUGCCCAGAGCUGUUGAGUGAUGUGUCUGUGGUUGGAGGGGCGGGGCAUGGGGCGGGGCUGCCCAGGCUGAAGAGGGGUCAGGGCAGCAGGCACCUGGGUGUCGACAUGACCUUUAACCCUGACGACGACCAGGGAAUCAACCAGCGCAACAAGCACUUCACCUCAUCAGACGAGGAUCUGAUCAAACAUAUCCUGGCAGAUGGACAGAACUUCUUUCCUCAGGCAGAUGAGAGUGAGAUGGCUGACCUGUCUAGCAUUUUCGGAGAUAAGACAGAAGUGAUUCUCCUCCAGAAGCUGAAUGAGCCUCUUCCUUUAGAAUCUUUGAGAAGAGAUCCACCGAAAACUGCUUUCACCUCAAAUACAGUUGUGACAGACGUGUGUCGACCCAGACGGUUUCCUCCCUGGUGUGGACAAGCCGCCCUGUGGGGCAGCUGGAUGGGGCUCGCUCUGGCCAACGGCAUUUCAAUUUGGGCUGGUUACGGGUUCAGUCAAAACGUGUCCAUGAUGUGGCUCAUCUCCUGCUUCGCCAGUUUCCUGUGCUCAUGUCUGCUGUUGGAGCCAAUCAAGGUGUUGUGUGAGGCAGUUUACUACGCAGUGUGUGUGCACCGCCUGCGUCCAGAGGAACAGGAUGUGCUGGUGGAGUUCCCCCGGGUGGAGAGAGUGGUCCAGCGGGUCCCCAGGGUGAGACCCCCUCAGGGCUUCGCUCUGUCUCAGGCUCGACACCAGGCCCGCAAGGUCCACAUGCUGCACACCAUGCUGAAGAAUUUCCUGGUCUACAUGUUUUUCCUGUUGGUGGUUUUACUCCUCAACUACUCCGACUCAGCCAAAGACACACACAGCCUGAGACUGCGCACCCAGCUGCAGCACGCACUACACACACCUGAGUACCACAACAUCAGCAGUCGAGCUGAUGUUCUGGUGUGGCUGAAUGAGACACUGUUGCCACGGCUACUGGAUGAAUCUGCCCUCUUGAAGGAAACAGGAAGUGUGUUGCUCGGCACGCUGAGGCUUCGACAAACUCGUGACACGCUGGUUGCAGGGGGUUUCAGGGCAGGAGGCAGUAUUUGGGGAAGGGGCUGGGUUCCAUCUCCAACCAUAGACGCUGAGAAUUCCACUGCUUACCGUGCAUGGCAUUUGGGUCAGAUGUAUGACAGUGGAGACGAGGUCCACCAGCUGAAAAGAAGCCUGCAGGAGGCUUCAUCCUCCUUACAGCAGCUGCAGCAGCUUCAGUGGUUCGACUACAGGACCCGUGCUGUGUUUGUGGAGUUCUCGCUCUACAACAUCAACACAAACCUCCUGGCUGUCUUCUCCUUCCUGUUCGAGUUUCCAGUGUCUGAGCGUGCCCAGUCAAGCCUUGACCUCCUUGUCAUCAGUCUGUGGCCAAUCACAGGCCUUGACCUACAGCUCCUUCUCAUGAUUGUGCUUCUCGCCCUGGUGUUGUAUUUCCUGGUGCGGGGGGUCUUGGGCUUCCUCAGAGAAGGCUAUGUUUACUUGCUGUCAACCUGGAGACUCUUGGGCGUCUGCAAACUGGCUCUGGCAGCGUCUGUGUGCGGGCUGCACCUGAGCCGCUGCACCAUGGCCACGCAGCAGUGGGCGUCGUACCUGAAGCACCCCCGGGACGCCUUCACAGACUUCUACCCGCUGGCCCGAAAGAGCCAGACGUACACCAUCAUGUCCGCCCUGCUGCUGUUCAUACUGGUGCUCAAGGCAUCCCACCAGUUGCGGUUCCUCAGGGAGUGGGCCGUGUUUGGCAGAGCUCUGCGGCGCUCAGUCUGGGAGCUGCUGGGCGUAGCGCUGGCGUUACUGCUGUUGGUGCUGGCUUACUCACACACAGGACACCUGCUCCUCCACUCUGUGUAUGACGGCUACGGCAGUGUGAGCUCCGCCUGCCUGUCUUUGCUGGGCACCGGCGGACGCGGUCUGCUUUCAUGGCGUCCCAGCUGGGCGACUACAGGACCCUCUAGCAGCAUCUCUGCACUGGUGUUCCACGCCAGCUUCGCCGUGCUCCGGCUGGUGUUGCUGUGGUUGGUCACCGCCGUGUUACUGAGGAACUACCGGCGUGCACGAGCCGAGCUGUACCGCCCCGCUGUGGAUCUCCAAGACUACGAGAUGGUCGAGCUGUUUCUCAGAAGGCUCAAAAUGUGGAUGGGCCUCAGCAGGGCCAAGGAGUUUCGUCACAAGGUGCGUUUCGAGGGCAUGGAGCUGCCCCCCUCCCGUGCGUCCUCCACCAGCGACUGUAAGUCUCUCUGCCUCCCACCGCUGGACGGUCCAGACUCGCCUCCCACACCGGACAGUAUUGAUGCGGGCUCGGAGGCCUCGUGGCCCAGCUCCUCCAGCCCCUGCAGCCUGACGGAGGCACCAGGGAUCGGCCUGGGACUCGGGCUGGGCCUGGGUCUGGGGCUUGGACCAGGGGUUGAGAUGGGAAACACCAGCUGGCGCGAGAGAGCCGAGAGAGCCGAGACCGAAGCGUCUCUGCGGAGGCUCCUCCCCACCCUUGACACUCUGCUGCAACAGCUGGACCGCGUCACCAUGGCAACAGAGGAUCUGUACCACAUCGAGUGUAGACUGGAGCUAACCCAGAGGGAGAGGAGGCAGAGAGGGAGAGAGAGGGGAGGUCAGGGAGGGAAGAGCGAGGCGGGGCAGAGAGGAAAGGGCGAGGACUCUGCUGGGUGGAGAAAGAGCGGCAAGGAAAAACACAAAGGGAGCAAAAAGGGGAAAAAGAAGGAUAAAAGUGAACUUCUGAAGGACAGUGGAAACACCGCCACCAAAAAGACUCCAGUAGCUGCGCCUGCUCCCUUUCUAAAGCCCAGACCUUCCUCUGCCGCUGCACACACACCCGCUCCUCCAGCAUCAGCCAAAGCUUCCGUCAGUGCUCCUCCACCUACACCAGUCGCAGAUAAACCUGCCUCUGACACCUCCCCUCCACCUGUUUCUUCAGGAAUCACUCCCCCUUCUCAUAUCCCGCAGCCCAAAACCCCCUCUGCACCUCCAUGUACCCCUGCACCAACCCCUUCGAUGCCAUCCACCCCUGCUCCUACGCCCAGUAGAUUGGACUGGGAGCCACCUUCCUCCAGCCUGUUUAACCACCCGGCUCACACGACCACCAUUCCAACACGCAAGCGGAAACGUAAACCCCCACCCCUCAAAAACAAGGUGCACCCCAACCUAGACAGGCAGGGCCCUGGACACACCAAAACAUGAGGACUAUAGAAAGGAAAGUGGAAAGAUGUUGGGUUAAGGACGAGAGGAGGACGGGGGCAGCAGGUACUGUCCCCGAAGUGCCCCUCUCUAAACCCAGCAAGAGAGAACUGAGUGUAUUAGGAAGUAAAAGUGCAGAAAGAAACAAGAAGAAACACAGAGACAGCAGUUUUGGGGGGAUGAAAGAUGAACAGAAAGCAGUAAAAAGGCUUUGCAGGUUUAUAAGAAGCAAUCCGUCCAAAUCCCACUCUCAGAAGCAAGGUGCCGGGAACCAGAUGCUACCUGAGCUGGUUUAGUCAGUCAAACAAAACAUUGACACCAAGAAAUGCUCUUAUUCCUUAUUUCCCUGGACUAAAAAUGAUCCUAUGUGACCCUGGAGGUCACGUGGGGUCACUGACAGGAGUGCAUGAGCGUGCUCACCCAAGCAUUACAACAACGCCUUCCGACCUUUUGUCUCACGUUGAUUUCUCAGCUAUGUCGUCCGUCUACGUAUUUUUUUAUAUUGUAUAUUUCGGUCACCAUGGGUACUUGUGGCCUGUUUGAAAAUGUUUCAUGGACCCUUAAUUUGCAUGCAGGCACACACAGAUAUACGCACAUGCAGGUGUACACGUGCAUGGGAAUAACACUGUAGGCAUCCACCUUAGCCCCGCUGAGGUACAGGAAAAGAAACAUAUACACACAAACGCACGCACACAAAGGUGUUCCCAGCAGCCAGUUCUUCAGGGUGCAGGUAUAACCGUCCGAAGUAUGAAGAAAUGAAAAUAAAACAAAGAUGAAGGGAAACCACAAGUAUCGACUUGAAGGAAGUGUAGCACAGAGUAAGGAGCGUUAGAAUAAACAAAAGGAACAUUUAGUUCUCCCAUCAUAAAGCUAUACUGACUCCCAGUCUGAUUAUCUUUUGUGUUCAAUAUGGUUGUGAUAAAGCACUUUUUUUUUUAUUGUGGUCUUAAAUAAUAAGCUUGGUGUCUGAACCAAUAGAGAAAGCUUCCCUCAUACUGUAUCUAAACUAUAAACGUUGCCAAAGCUUAUGUAUGCAUUCCGAGUUUUACCAUGCCAAGUAACCUUUCGUUUUGUACCUAGCACUUUAUUUCCUAACAGAGCUGAUAUCCAAUGCCAUAUUUAACUCUCAUGUUGUCAUUAACACAUUAUAAUAACAUCCUAGUAAGUAUUAUCAAGAUGUUAAAGCCACAGCUAGACUUUUUAUGUGUGUGUACUUUUGUGUGCUCUGUUUUUAUUGUGUUUUAUGAACAUGUAUGCGUACUUCCUGUGUCCAGGGGGCAGAUCUCAGGGAAUCCACCCUUUUGCCCCUUGACCUGGACAGACAACAGGAAAACCAAAACUGGGUGUAACAUAGGUGACUUUAUCUUCCUUCUCCCAGCCUAAAAUUGGUAGCUAUGUGUGAACGCCCUUAUUUUCAUGGGUUUUUUAAGAAUUUGAGAAAUGGAACCGUCCCCAGCUUUAUUAAUCCCUAAAUAAUUUACUUUUUAAACAUUAUCUCGACUUUUUCCUGCCCAAGAAGUCUCACACAGUUCAGACUUGUGAAAAAAGACCCGUCUUCCUCCCUGCGUGUACAUUUCUGUAUAUAUUGGUGCUUCGUGGUGUAUAUAUUUUUGCUUUUCAUUAUCAGUAUUGUUAAUGUGCUGCAGUGGCAUAUGCAUUAGGUCAAGCACUGGUGUUGCAAACCCCAAAGUUUUACAUUUCUCCAACCUAACAGAAAGCACUACAGCCAAAGCUAAAAAAUGUCUGUAAUAUGAAUAUGUGUUCACAGUAUUCUAACUAUAAACACCAGGAAGCGCAGCAGCUCCUCGCCUCCACUGGCUUUCUUAUUCCUGCUCUGUGUGUAACAAGUAAGUGCCAAAGCCCGCCUUCAUGUCUUGUGUGUCUUUGUGUGGUACGAUGCAUUUUGUCUUAAAACGGUGUCACAAAUCAGUUUGAAAACAUUUGUCUAUUCUUUGUAUCUCAUGUCUGUAUUUUGCAGUUGUAGCACUUCUCCUGCUUUUGCACUUGACAAAGUCGAAUAAAGAGUUUGACAGCUAA
Molecule: messenger RNA, 16149 nt
Organism: Eleginops maclovinus (Patagonian blennie)
Lineage: Eukaryota; Metazoa; Chordata; Actinopteri; Perciformes; Eleginopidae
Gene: pkd1a
Product: polycystic kidney disease 1a
Biological process (GO): kidney development; calcium ion transport
Cellular component (GO): plasma membrane
Molecular function (GO): monoatomic cation channel activity; protein binding
Source: RefSeq, a predicted model, not a curated record